AUGUCUACACCCGGGCUUUCCGAUAAGUCUCUCGAAAGCAGGGCUGCAUCAAUCAAUAGCCUUCGACUUAGACAGGGGCUACAAGGAGUCGUUUUAUCUUACAGCCGCGAUGACUCGGCUGGAAAAAUUAAUACGCUGUUGAUCGCUUUGAAAGACCUGCACGUCUCGGUGAUUCUGAAAGGUGAUCCGGACCUGGACAUCGUCGAUUCAAUCUCUUUCGCGCUCAUCGAUGGUUUCAUGAUUCAGAAUGCGUGUAUUCUACCUGACGGUCAGCGUCGAGACUUUUUCCGCGCAGUUCAAGUGCGAGAGUGCAUUGCGAGAUGCAAACGUCAAAUGGAACAUCGUCCGGAUUUCUUCAUGGGCUUCCUCGAGGUCUGGAUGAUUAGACCUUCAGCAGCGACCCUACGCCGGGCAUUCAAGCUGGCAGACUUCUUUGGAGCUGUUAUUCAAGUUCAGGCCGUCUCACAAAACAAUACACGUAUAGAGAUGAGUCUGAGUGGCUUUGACUGGCUAAAAAGGCCCGAGAUCGUUAAUCUGCAGAAAUGCUGGUCGCAGAACCCCGUGAUCAUGGAUACUUUGAGUACGGAAGUGGAUACCACAUCUUUGAAUACUCAAAAGCUGUCCGAGGUUCUGAGUCCAGCGGAAAAUUUGCUUUCACUGGCGCCUCUUCCUCCCGACCUUCUAUUGGUUCAGAAUGAGCGGCUGGAAGAUGUAUCUAGCCCCAAGUACGUUUCAAACGCUUUAAGAAGAGAUAGCAUCUGGAAUGUGACAAGCUGCGGCGCGUCACUCUGCAAGAAGGGAUGCUACAACCUCCGAGACGAGAUUACCCAGGAGCAAUAUGAACGCAUCUUACAAACCCAGCGCCGCCUCAAAGAUCUGCACAUGCUGCAAGUUUACGCAGAUAUCGAGAUCAUGGCAAUUUCAAAAGUUUUAAACACAACGCUGAAAAACUCAUCUUAUCCCGAACUGCUGCAGAAGCUGCUUGAUAAGUUUACCGAGGGGCGUGUGAGGAUCUAUAGGGGUCUUGACAGUGGAUUCGGCCUUCCUGACGAUGGCGGGCACAUGAUUGGGCUUUCAGAUGAUUCCCUAGAAUAUGGCCACGAUGUCGUUGAUAUCUACAUUUCACUCAAGAACGCUUACGACGCCGCCACGAUCUGGCAUGUAUUUCUCGCACAUAACGGGAUAGGUCGUCUUCAAUGUUACGAGGAUCAACUUUUGUUCUUCCCUGGCGCGCAGCUUCCGAAAAGCUUACAGCAGGAGUUGGGCCAAUGCACGGAAGCCGAACUACUUUCCAUCAUCCAGCAGAUUCGGCUGAGCAAAAUCGACCAUACAAUACACAAGGUGAUCGUCGAAACAUGCGUCAAUGCCUUACUCGAGGAUAGUAGAAGAAGCAGGUGGACAGCCUUACACUCCCGAGCCUGCCUCGACGGCUCAUUGAGUAUGCGAACACUAAUUCAGAUGCGUCUUGAGCAUUUUGCGAAGCAAGGCGCCCGCCAACUUCCUGAGCUGGACAAGUUGGUUGAGCUUUCUGAGCUCCUUGCCCGAAAGUUUCAGGAUGCUUUAUUUGCUACCGAUCGACCUACCUUAAACCAGCUGUCAGCUCCGCUUAUCGAUGCUUACAAUACCAUUGGUAUUACUCGACCGUCUGGUAGCGUACUAGAUCUUUAUGGAUUGAUAUACUUCUGUGUUCUGCGUAGGCUCGCCUUUGAGGACGUAUAUAUCGAAACGACAGACCGAUGUCCGCUAUUCUUGCAACAGCGUGACCAAGCUGGAGUCUUUUCUGAAUUAUGGGUUCUAGGCUCGCAAUGCAAAAUUUACUUCGGCAUCCAGCCACGAGCGCUGGGAGAGGUCAUUUAUGAUAGAUACUACGAGUACCUGACGCUCCAUCCGCCUCCACCUAAUUCAUGGGAUGGUAAAGAUGUCUUCACUGCUUAUUCCAAUACCGAAGCUCGAAUCAAGCUGGAAGGCCAUGGAGUAAUGACAGGGUCUGGCUCGCCUGUGGACCUGCCUGGACAGGCACCUGGGUUCAAGCUUGAUGAGCCAGAGUCAACAAAAUACCUUGUUGACGCCGCCAGCACAUUUGGUGCCCUGUCCAUUUUCUGUUUCCCAGCUAUGAUUGACGUCCUGUUGCUGACAUUCGUCGGUCGAGGUCUCUACCUUACGGUGUUCAUGGAUCCUAGAGCUAUACAAGUGGCCAACUAUGCCAUUCUGACUGCUCUGCUAAUGACUGGUGGUAUCACUGGUUGGGUUGGCAGCACUGGAGGGUUCUAUCUCUACAAUUUUGCAUUCGACAACAUGUCGUACUUUAUUGUCCAGCGUUUCUCGGCGGCUUUCGUACUGACCACUAUUGUUGCCUUUUGUGGCUUCUUCGCUUUUGGUGCUCAGGUCUCCUGGUUCGAUGGAUUUGUAUAUCUGAUAUAUCUCUAUGCUCUGACGACCUUCCUAAACUUGUUAGGCAUGUUUGCCACGAUGCAUCGACUAGGUUGCCCUCUAACUUCUGGUCGUACGGCGAUGUGGAGGUGUAUACCUAUACUGUUCAUUUCACCUAUACUCACCACUUUUGUCAACGGACACGAUCUGUUGAUCUACCUGCUCAUCAUAUACACCUUCGUUAUCGCCCUCCUCUUUACCUUCCGAAAUCUCCUUCAUGAAUGGACCACCUGGUUGGCUAAAGUACCGUCAGUGAAAGAGAAGGAUCUGCUAGCGUGGUACAACUCGAAGAUGAAGAAAGAGCAAGAGUCUUCGUCCGGAGGCGACUCGCAAGAGAUUGCGGCCCGCGCUCGUCUCGCUCUUCGAUUAGCAGUACAUGGAUUCCGUAACAGGAGCUUCUUUCGUCGAGCAUUCAAUCCUGAGCCCGAAAUCGAUCCUUUCGUCAAGAAAAUGGGCAUCGGGCAUCCGUAUGCGCUCUGGCUGCUCGAAAAAGAGGCUCUCGGGGCAGAACUGCCUGCCAUAUAUACGACAACCUGGUUUGUGCAGCUUGAACUCGCAUUCACCAAUCAGCGACAAUUGGUGCGAGGCCUCAAAGAGCACAGUCAAUUCAUCACCUUUCGUUACUCGAAAUACGAUCUGGGACAAAAUGUUGGCUUGUUCUUAGGCGCACUCAUGGAUCGAUGGAUCGAUCUUGUUAUGAGCGCGAGACGACCAGAGAUAGUGACAUACUUCGACGAUCGAGCGCGUUACGGAAUCUGCUUCGGAGUUCUUUACUUCCUCUUUGGUGCCGUUGCGGUUGACUUGGUUUUGCAAAAGUACUGGCCCCUCAUGGAUGUACUGCCAGGGACAAAAAUUGCCGACCUAGACGCGUAUGCUGAGGCCAAAGUUGAUCAGCAACGGGCUCGCAACAAGCAUUAUCGAAACGCACUAAUGGAACUCUUGACCUAUCUGGCUAUCGACUUCGGGGUCGUAACCAUACUCCUGUGGGUCUUUGUCGUUGAUCAUAGAUCGAUCAUUCUGUACUUCUUAUACAUUUCAGGCUAUACAGGAGUAUGCUUGUUUCAGUUCAAUCGAUGUUUUACCCGAGACCCAAAAGCUCAUGUAGUGGCAGUGCUGGUAUGCUGCGCUGUGGGCUUUGUUGUCGGAUGCAUACUUCGAGCAGUACCUUCGACAGUGGAUCUCUUCUACGACUUUGUUAUAGGCUUGAAUAUCACCAGCGUCUCAGCUGCGAUUGCCACGUUCUUCCUUACUGGCUGUUUCUCCUCGUUAACUAUUGGAAUCAAUGGACCUAUGAAGAACAUCAAGAGAGACCGUAAAAAGACAGAGAAAGGCCCUUCGACUAGCGCCAAGUCCCAAGUGAACCUCUGGGCGACACUUUUCAAAACUCAAACCGACACGCUAUGCAAUCUGUCACAUACUACGCACCGCAAAAUUCUUCAGCAUUUAUGUCUUGACAUUGACGUCAACCUACAAUGGACCAAGAUACCGGAUGAUGUACGAAGUCUUGUAAUAUCGCGCGUGUUAGGUGACACCGGUCAUAUCUCUGCCGCUGUCCGGACAUGGUUAGCUGCAGAAUCGAAAAGUAUUCAACAAUUCGAUACAGAGCUGGAACGAUGCUUGCAUGAUUAUGAAAGCAAGAAGGCAACCAUCAGCAAGGAAUCAGAUAACGCUUUCAAAGUUGCUGGCUCGUACAGAGAUCCAGAAUUGACCUCAGUGUUGGGCAGAGAGUUCGGAGCAGUGACGAAGUUCAAGCGUUGUGUCACGACGGUCGGGCUAACGAUUUUCGAGAUCGUGAAAUGGACUGCUCUCAUCUCAGGUGGGGCGUCAGACGCUAAUCGAGAACUAUGGUUUGCGCUGAGGAACAAUCCAGCACGCAAGCCUUUACUAUGGAUAUUGCUGAAGGUCUGGAAAGCAUGCUGGUUUCUCAAAAACUUCUUUACCUACCUGUUUCUGAUUGUCGGCAAGCCAUCAAUGUCUUCUUUCCUGGAAAUGAAGGAUCGUGGACUUCCGAGAACGUUACAUGGGAAUACUAUCACAGUAGACACACCAUUCUCAAAAAUCACUGGUUUCCUCUCUCGCGAUGGUGGUGGCAAUCUAUUAGUCUCCAUUUUUGAUGGCAUUCACAAGGAUCUACCCGAGUCGCAAUCAUUGAGAGCUUUGGCUUUCUACGACGAAGCUUACCGAAUUGUUCGUUAUGAGACUGAUCCCGGAAGUCCUGAAAGCAAAACGACCUCAACUUUCGAGUAUGAGAACAAAGAAUGGAAACGCUGGCCGAGCAGAAGAAUCGUUCAUGCGGCAGACGGUCCUAAAAUCGAGUCUCUUUAUGAUGAACAUGGUCGCGUGGUCAGUGGGAAGCUGUUUCGUGGCGACGCAGAGUUCUCUUUCGAAUUUGUCUACCAAAAAAGACCUAAGGGAAAUGCAGAGAUCCUUGGAGCGACAUAUACACAGGAAAAUGCCGAGGGCACUUCUCCGGUGAUAACCGUGUACUGGAGCGUGCAGCCCAGAUCCGGUUCAGAAGAGGUCGAGAAUUGGACUCCAUCUGACAAGAUCAGGCGACUCGUGGCAAAAUUAGACGGGCAGAUUUAUGAGACCAAAUGGGUCUACAAGCACGCAAGAGAUCCAGAUCUCGAAACAACCAUAACAAAAGAGAAUGGUAUGGUGCUUUCUGGCGUAGAUGCUCCUGCGGCCAUUCUGGAAGAUAAAUUUGGCCUGCUCGAGAAGCCGAAAGAUAUAUCUUUUGACCACAUCGAUUUGCUUGUGCACCAUCCCUUACGUUGGCUGGCGCGGUUCCCGAAGCACGAAGCUGAAUUGUCAAAGCCCUCUUCACGCUUCAUGUCGCUGGUGCCAUUCGGCUAUUCUGAGAACAAGAAGAAAGUCGUUCGUCAACGAGUACCAACUUCCGUUUUGAGAACGGCUUUAUGGACAUCUUGGGCCAAGCCACCUUAUCUUGAUGCAGUCUCGGCAUGCUUUCUAGAUGAGAUGAUUUUGCGCAAAGAACCACUUCUGAAAAGAUAUUGGGAUCUUCGAGACGCCGGUCAUCUGUUGGAAGCUGCGCACGUUCUUGACGAAAAUCUGGAUGUGAUCAAAUCUGCUAUUAAACCAUCUGCAGAAGCAUCUCAGACUUGUCCCCUUCUCAUCAAGGUGUCUGACUUGUUUGUGAUGGGCUUGGGCAAAGAUGCAAAUCAAGUCACAGCUCGUCCAGAGGAUGCAUAUCAUGAUACUCCGACCCAAACAUCUGUAAUUUUCUCUGACAAUGGCUGCUGGCCCGAUAAUCCAGGUGGUGUUUCUAAUUGCAGACGCGACUUGGUCAAUGGACAUCAGACGAUUCGAGGCCAUUGUCUAGCCGAGUCCGCCAACGAUUUUGGGAUUCCUCGUUACCAGAUUGAGAAUAAUAUCAACUCCUUGAAGAUCCUGCCUUUGUGGGGCCUAGAUGGGAAGACAGCAUAUCACGGCGUGCUCGUCAAUCUUCUACAGACUCAAAUCGACGAGAGAAUUUAUGGGACACGAAUAGAGGAAGAUAUCAAGGGCAUCUUUAUCCCUCUGCUCACAUCAUUCGUCAAAGGCGCACGAAUGAGGCAUUAUACCCGCGGUGAUUUGAUCACAUUCAGUAAUGUGAUUCUUCAGAUGAACAGGUUCUUCGAGAAAUGCGAUUUCAACAAGACUUGGAACCACAAAGACGUCUGGGAUGCAUGGGUACAAGCCUGGCUCAUCGAUUACCAAGACCCAAAUAUUGGUAAUUUCCGAGAUUGCUUAGAAAUCGAACAAGCUUCUCUCAGCGACUUCAAGGAUGCUCUUGGUCUGUACAUCUGUUACUUCUUCAUCUAUUCUGUCGAGCUCCCGGCAGAAUGUCCUACUGUGUUUCAGAGCACACAUCACGGAGUUAGCAGCCUCUUCGGUAUGCUUCUCAAAUAUCGCCGUGGAACUACCUGGGGUAUCUGGGACCAUGCGAUUUUAUGGCGAGAGACAUGCCUGAAUAUCAGUCCAGCGCAAUGUUUACUACCAAUUCCAGUCCAGUCUAUGCUUCUUGCUGGCGUCAAGCUUGCAUGUCACCUGGCAUAUACUCAUGUUGAUAUUGUCUUGCCAUGCACUUCAGUGUUCAAUCCUGAUUGGGAGGCUGAUCUCGGCACGGAUCAAGGACUACGAGGUAGUAAGAAACUCUUCGCGCGCAAGAUUGAUCCCAUUGUGAAUGGUAUUGGCAAUAUGGAUGCUUUCCAGCCGGUCGCCGAGACACGCAGUAAGCUCCCGACAUGCGUCAUGCUUUCGAAUGUUCAGUUCAUCAAGGACGUGAAGAAUGCCGUAUUGGCGGCAGAUGUCAUUGUCAACAAGUACGGCUUUACCGAUUAUCGUUUGCUUGUCUAUGGUGCUCAAGACAGACAACCGAGUUAUGCGUUGGAGACGACUACUCUCAUCAACACCCGCAACCUCAGCGCUAAUGUCACACUCGCUGGCUUUGGCUCACCAAAAGAAGUUCUCAAAGAUGCCUGGCUGUUCAUGAACUCUUCUCUCUCUGAAGGUCUUCCUCUAGCUAUCGGGGAAGCAGCGCUGUCAGGCAUCCCUAUCGUCGCCACAGAAGUUGGUGCAACUGCUCUGGUUCUCACCGAUCCUGAUGACCCAACGAGACGUUACGGUGAAGUCGUACCUCCGAAUGAUCCGGAAGCACUGGCAAGGGCGCAACUGAGUAUACUCAGCAUGCUAGGUCCUUGGGCGCAAUAUACGACUGACAAGAUCAAGCCGCCACCUCUGCCGGACAUUUUCAAGCCCGAAGACGUCGCGUGGAUCCUCGCAAGGAUGUACGAGAAAGCAGAGGAUCGUCGUGCUCUAGGCCUCAGACUACGAGAUGUCGUUCUCCGCAGUUUUCACGGCCAGAGAUAUCUUCGCGAGCAUGAGCAGAUGUAUUGGAUACAACGUUGUUGGUCAGAAACUCGUCGGUCAGCUCACAAACUCAGCCGACAUCCACCAGCAAACUCAGCCUUUGGCGAGUCGAACAUAUUCGAGUACGAUGACGCUGGCGAUACUGGAGAAGAUGCUAAAGCGCGUUGGCAAGACUUCCAGUUGGAUCUCCUCAAAGCUAAUACUCAUCCGCCGCCACGUAAGUAUAGAUUGGGUACGUAUGACAGGGGGAUGUCGACAAUGGGAUGA
This is a messenger RNA of Aureobasidium melanogenum CBS 110374, 7569 nucleotides long. RefSeq lists its product as uncharacterized. Bases 1 to 7569 code for a protein of 2522 amino acids. Gene Ontology annotation, molecular function: glycosyltransferase activity. The transcript has 6 exons. The record is from RefSeq and is a predicted model, not a curated record. NCBI's taxonomy places the organism in Eukaryota, Fungi, Ascomycota, Dothideomycetes, Dothideales, Saccotheciaceae.